CUAAAAUAUAAAUCAAUGUGAACUUAUUUCUUAUUUUAGGUGGCUCAAAGUGAACAGAUGACAUAUACAGACCUUGUUCAUGAAUUAACGGACGGUCUGUUGACAGAUCUGGAAAAAGUCAGGGCUAUAUUCCGGUGGAUCACUGUAAAGGAUUUGAAUGUGAUGGAUUUUGAAGAGUCUACCAACGCCGACACUCCUCUUGGUUUACUUCGUGGUAUCAAAUAUGGGACUGAGACGUAUCAUGUGCUUUUUAUGAGACUCUGCAGUUACGCUGGUCUACACUGUGUCGAGAUCAAAGGUCAUUCCAAAAGUGUCGGAUAUGAGCCUGGGAUGAAGAUUCAACCGGAAAUGUUUCAAAAUACAUGGAAUGCUGUCCUCAUAGACGGGGAUUGGAGGCUGGUGCAGUGUAACUGGGGGGCAAGGCAUUUGGUUCUUAAUAAAGAUCGGAAAAGAGGCGGAUCAGAUAAGAAUAAAGAAAAUGGGAUGACAGAGCACGGCACUGAUAAGAAAGAGGUUAAGUCAGAUAAAUCUAAGGAUAAAAUACGUUACCAGUAUGAUGAACAUUAUUUUCUGACUGACCCUGAUCAAUUUAUUCAAGAAUUCUGGCCAAAAGAGAGCGAGUGGCAAUUGUUGGAUGCUCCAAUUACGCUUGAGGAGUUUGAAGCACUUCCGUUUGUACGAUCUGUUUUCUUCCAUUUUGGUAUGAGAUUUGACAAGACCAUGCCUGCUGUCAUUGAGACAAAUGACCGUGGAGGAGCAGAUAUUCGUAUUAAAAUACCCGAAAUGUUUGAAAAUGAUUUAGUAUUCUACUAUCAGUUGCGUUUCGCUGAUACAGAGCGAAAGCUAGAGGCAACGUACCGUGGAGCUGCAUUGGAGAGAUUUGUAUUUCAAACUACCUUGGAUAAUACGGCAAUGUUCAGUAUCCAUGUGCCUACAACAGGAGAAUAUUAUUUUGAAAUAUUUGCUAACAAAAUCAAUGAAAGCAACAAAAUUAGUGGCACCUUGGAUGACACUAUCUCACCUUUCAGACUUAAAUGUGCUUGCAAGUUCAAAAUCAGGUGCAAAGCUUUGAAAGGCAAAAUGCAUCCUUUACCAGAUUGUGCUGCAGGCGAAUGGGGUCCGAAGAAAGCUGUCCGCCAUUUUGGUUUGCAGCCAAUCUAUCUUGAUCAUUCUGAUACGUCAUCCGAUACCGGAAGUACAUCUAGUAAUGAUUCACCUGAAAACCCCAAAGCCGGUAUUUUAAAUGUUGAAGAUUCCGUUACACUUAAGUUCCGAAUGCCUGUGCCGCUACAAUUUGUUGUUAAACUCAAGCUCAACAAUGUUGAACAGAAACCGCUGGAUGCUUUUGUUUAUCACGCCGUAGAGAGUAACGUUCUUACAGUAACAGCGACAAUGCCACAAUUAGGACAAUAUGGUCUUGACAUUUACGCAAAGCCCAAAACGUCCGAUGCAAAAACUCUCUCACAUGCAUGUAAGUACCUGCUGAAUGCAGUCAAAGUGUCAAACCCUGUUGAGCUUCCAAAGAUCAACCGAUCUUUCGCUCGUAAAGGAACAAUUGGACCCUCUCAAGCAUUUGAUCAGAUGGAACUACUAUUGAAGUCCCAUUUGGAUCCCCAGAUUACGAUGGAGGAAAAGGAUUCCGAAACACAGAUCGAAAUAGAGGCUCCAGAGGAUGUUGAAGUAUCACAUCAUUUACUUCGUGAACCAGACGAAGAUUGUAAAGAAUUUGUUACCAUGGUCAGGAACGGAACCAACGUGAAAUUUUUUAUGAAACUAGGGAAACAUGGGAACUAUUUGUUCUGUAUUUAUGCACGACGUACAAAGGGGAAUGAUAGCUCUAUGACUAAUGUAUACAAUUAUGUAAUUGCGCACAAGAAAAGAAAUCCCUUAUUUUCUUCCCAGAGUAACGGUUCGGAACCACCUCAAGUUGUGUUUGAAGAAAAGAAAUCACAUGGUCUUCUUAGGAAAUCCAUCUUCGGCUCUAAGAAAAAAGACAAAGAAAAGGAGAAGAAAAAGUAAAUCAGAAAAAUGACAAAUUGUUUGUAUGUUCAUACAAAAUAAUCAGGAUGUUAUAUUUUUGUUCAACCUUUUUCAAACAAAAUUUCAAUUACUGGUGUUCAAAACAAAAUGUUCAUAAUCAUUAUUAACCAUAUUUACAUGUAUGAUAUGUAAUGUAUAGGGGCAUUUAGAUUUACCCUUGUCUGUCCUUUGUGUCCUUUCUCAUGUUGUGUCUCACUUAGCUCAAAAAGUGUUUGACCUAGAUUCAUGAAACUUUACAGGAAUGUUAGUCAGCAUCUGUAGUUGUAUUGCAUGUGGAAUUAUUCAGUAUUUGUAGAUUUAUGCCAUUGACUUAGUAAAAGUUUGCGAUUUUCAACUUGUGUCGCACAUAUUGAUUUAUUUGUGUAUAUAUAUAUAUAUAUAUAUGUCAUAUUACAAUACAUUAAAGACAAUUUAUCACAGAUAUAUCUAUAACAUUAUAUGUAACACAAUAGUUAAUUGAUAAAUAAAAACUUAACUUUCGUAUUAAAUCAAAGAUCUAGUUGAUUUCAAGACAUAUAUGCAACACAGGAUUACCUAUGAAAGUUCAAUAUUGAACAGAGAAAUUUCAAAUGGUAUACUGGACUCGGGGGGUCAAACGUAUAGCGGUGCAAUACUUCUUUAAGCGAGGUGAAAUCAUGCAAUACGGCAUAAUGGCCGAAGAAAGUGAAAACGAAAGUGGGUAUGAGCAUAAUUAAUGAGCAUGUUUUAUUUCAAAUAUUUGUUGUAUAUUGUAAUUUCUUGAAGAAUAGCAUUGUGCAUGCUGAUCAGAACUUAUAAUUGUGCAUGAUAUUCAAAAUAAAAUACUAAAUUUGAAAGUAUUGAGUAAGUUAUUGAGGUAUUUGUUGCUGCAAAUUCAACCGUCAACAUGAUAUGCACAUGCAAACGAAUACAGAAUCAGUACAUUUAAAACAUAUAUUUGAUUAGUUUUAGUCCCAACAUGUUUAUUUCAUAUAAGCUUUAAGCUUUCUACUCGAUCCUGAAUGCAAUUUAUGUAUUGUAAUUUUGUCUGUAAUUGAUGAAAUAUUGUUUAAACCAACAUGUUUAUUUUUGAUAACAAAAUGAUAUACAAGAGUAGUUUUCCAUAUUUAUUUGAAAAUCUAUACAAUAUUUCGAGUUUUCUUACUGUACGCCUUAAUAAUUGGUCCGAUUAACUAACUGUACUCACAAAUUUUGGUGUGUUUUUCUGUAGCGUAGGGGACUUCCUCAUUAUAGUAUAUUCUUAUUCAAUAUUGAUGAAAGAUCAAAUUUUGUGUUUGUAUGUUUAUCAUAUGUAAACCACAGUGUCAAUAAAAACAACAGUGUCAAUUAA
This is a messenger RNA of Ruditapes philippinarum (Manila clam), 3349 nucleotides long. Its product is annotated as hillarin-like. The record is from RefSeq and is a predicted model, not a curated record. The transcript has 4 exons. The coding region runs from base 58 to 2019 and encodes 653 amino acids. NCBI's taxonomy places the organism in Eukaryota, Metazoa, Mollusca, Bivalvia, Venerida, Veneridae.